Messenger RNA from Paramecium primaurelia, 1326 nucleotides. The record is from the annotation of a GenBank genome assembly. Lineage: Eukaryota; Ciliophora; Oligohymenophorea; Peniculida; Parameciidae.
AUGAAAAACAAAAAUAAAUAAUCUGAAGUGAGUUCAUUAUUUAGAAAUGUUCCAACUGCUACUUAAGAAUAGAAUACUAGAAGAAAUAGCUAUUCAUAUUCUACUAAUAACACUAUAAUUCAAUAAAUUUUUCACUUCUACUCAAAAUAAUCAUAUGCAAUAGGUGUAAAUGCAACAUUCGAUAGAUAAUACCAAGAGAGUAAUUAAUUAAAUUUAGCUAAAUAUUUUCAUUUUUGUAGAGAUUUUAACAUUUAAUUCCUUAAUAAAUAAGAACUUCGAGAUCUAUUUAAGAAAUGUGCAACUAAUGGAUAAAACAUCAAUUUAUAAUAAUUCUAAUAACUAUUUAGUUUAUUAGCAUUCUAUAGAGGAAUUGAUUUAUGUGAAUUUUAUUAAGAACUUGGUUUAGAUAUUUGGUUAAAAAAUUAACAGAAAAUGUAAUUACUUGGUAAACCAUUUUAGAUGAAAGAUGAUAGACAGAGAUUUACAAAAGAUCAACUUCAAUAUUAAUUUAAAUUAUUCCAUCCUGAUAUUAAAGAUGAUACUCUCAUUAAAGAAAUCUUAAGACAACGGAAAUAAAAAUAAGAAACUUAUAAAAAUAAUGAAAAAGAAAAAAAAAUACUAUAAAAGUUGCAAUUUGAACUUAAAUUUAAAAGAGGAACUGAAUUAUUUGAAAAAUAUCCUUAAAAAAUUCAAUUAAUAUAACAUCUUUAAAAGAGAAAGGUAACUUAACACAUUGGUUACUGUAAACCUUCAAUUAAAUAAGCUUAUAGUCUAAAUACCUAAAUAGAAUCAAAUUAACCAAGAAAAUCCUCUGUUAUUACAUGGGAAACUUUAAAUGAUAUUGUUCCUGAUAAUGAUCUAAUAUUAAAUCUAAUUGGACCUUAAAACGAUUAAUAAUAUCUAAAUUAGAAUAAAUUAAAAAACAAAUAAUCAAAAAAUUUAAGUUAUAAUUUCCCACAGUAUAAUGGUCUUUCUUAGAAUAUAAGAUCUAUGUCUGAUUCUAAUCCUAAUUAUAAUAAAAAUAAUAAUUCAAUAUAAACUGAAAGAUAAUAAUAAUAAAGAUAUGAUUAUCAAGAAUCAUCUAGAAUAACAUCACAAUAGCAUAAUUAUUUAUAUGAAUAAUCUCCUAAAUAAGUAGAGUUAUCAAAUAUAUCAAAUUAAAUUGAUACAUCUCCUUAAAAAAAUAAAUUAAAUAUCUCAAUCCUUAAAAGAGCAAAUGAAAUUUAGUAAUUAGAAGACUUAAGAUAAUAGUACCUUUUAAACAAAAUUGUAAACUUAUAAUAAAGAAAAGAGUAACUUAACAAAUCAAAUCUAACUAAUAUUUGA